Molecule: messenger RNA, 330 nt
Organism: Rangifer tarandus platyrhynchus (Svalbard reindeer)
Lineage: Eukaryota; Metazoa; Chordata; Mammalia; Artiodactyla; Cervidae
Source: the annotation of a GenBank genome assembly
AUGCAGACGCAGAAGGCUCCGCACAAGAGCAGAGUGCAAGUGGAGCAGCUCUCCCACCAGCGGACCAGAGACAAGCGGACGGAGACAGCAGAAGAGAUAUCGCGAGACCCUAGGAUCCCAGGGACCUACGCCGGGGGUAGACUGAAGGGCGUCUCGUCGCUCCUGCAGGAAGGCGCCCCCAGCCCACCGCCAGUCCUCCUGCUGCCCUUGAAGUGCCGUGCCUCCCUCCGCUGCAGGCAGGCCCAAGCGGGGACGGCCCGCUCCUCAGAGGCCUUCCUCCGGGUCCCUCCCGUGUCUUCUGUCCUGAGGAGACAGCGACCGAAGAGGUGA